Dermacentor silvarum is the source of this 1970-nucleotide messenger RNA. RefSeq lists its product as uncharacterized. The record is from RefSeq and is a predicted model, not a curated record. Bases 177 to 872 code for a protein of 231 amino acids. The transcript has 3 exons. Lineage: Eukaryota; Metazoa; Arthropoda; Arachnida; Ixodida; Ixodidae.
AGCUGCGAAUGUGUAGUCAGUCGGCUUUUAUCGUUUUAUGUUGUGCAGAUUGUUAGUUCACCGUAAAUAUGUCUUGAUUUGUACUCAAGAGUGGAGCAAGGCCCCAAGGAACAGAGAUUGACGCAACGGGAGCGAAGAACAGAAGCGAUGGAUGGUUACGCUGGUUGACUCUCGGCAUGUUCAAAAUGGCGAAGUUCCGAAUUUGUCGCUGUGUGACGUGCGCGUGUGUGGUCGUGGUGUGCCGUCAUAGCGCGGGGAUAUUUGUGCUGAAUGUGUUUCACUUCGUCUACAAAACUCUGCACGCAAUGGCAUCGAAGAAGUCGUGUGUUCAGGUGCACGUAUGUGCAUGCUUGGAUACGGAAAGCCUGCCCUCAGCGGUAGCGCUAAGCUCAGCCGUGUUGGCUCAGCGCUACCCCCUCAACGGAUGUUCAACAGUCUACGUGCUCGUAACUUGCUCACGAGACCUCCUUGCUGUUGCAACUCUGAGGACAAUUGCUUCAAAUGGGAAGGAACAACCAGCACUGCCAGCGCUAUUUGUACAUGAGGACGACGAGAGGGUUCCACUCACCCCCUGUGUGGUGUAUUCUGGCCACAACCUGGAACAGGCAGAGUUUCUCCACCUCUGUGUCGACAAGGAGCGGCUGUUCAUGGUCAAAAAUGCGGAGGAAGGGGUCAUCGCAAUCAUGAGUGCAUUUUUUGUAUUGAACAUAGUAUAUGGGCCUAAAUACUUCAGCACCAGUGCAGUACUGGAACGAUUGUUUUUUGGUUUGAAUGUAAUAAUGCCAAGUGGUUGUUACAAAGUUUGUGAACAGAGUUGUGCAGGCAAUGCGACACCGAGGUUCAUGUACGUUACCAUACGAAUGCUAGCCUGACAAUUUUGUGCAAUAGCUUGAGCAAUAGUUUUGUGCAAUUUUUAAUGUAUCAUUUUCUUUCUUUUUGAUCACGAUAAUAGCAUGAUCCAGUAACUUCUUCCGCUGCUUGUGCCAACCACCUAUAGACUGCACCUUUUUUUGUUCUGAUGACUUGACAGACAAUGUAAUAGUGCCCAAGUGUAGGUCAGCAAAAAACAAACGUGGUGUACUGUAGUCUGCACGUACUUAUCGAAAACGUUGCUGGGUGUUGCUAUGUGCUGAAAAGAAGAUUACAAUACGUCUAGUUCUAAUGAGGUCUGCCUUAACAUUAAUGUGUGUGAAACAAUUGUCAGCAGUUUUAUACAAAGAUUAUAGCUUGCUUGCUCUUCCUUAACAUAGUUUGUUUAUGAAACCUAUUUGCCAGCCAGGGAACAAUGUCCCAGCUUAUAAGUACUGCAUGAUACAACUGUUAACGUUUGUAUUCCCUUAUAGGGCACAUCAACACUGGCAGCCAGUGCUCAACUUUUCGUAACAUGCUGCUUGGUCAAUAUUUUAUAUUUUGCGCAUGUGUUGCAAUACAAGUGAAAGUUUUUGUGGUUUGACUGUCCUUUUAUGAACUAUGUUUUAUGUUUAUUAUGUAUAACUUAGCAGCUGAGGCCUGACAUACUAGUCAAAACGCAACAGAGUAUCCAAUUUUUAUAAGGUUUUACAAGGUUUUUACAAGUUUUGGAUUGUAAAACAAUGUUGCGUGGAACAAUUAUCAGGCUGAAGUACUGUUACAUUGUCAUGAAUACCGGCAGCCUUUGCUUAACCUUUAUGAAUCUGCUGGCAGGCUGUAGUAUCUUUAGCUCGUUUAUUUUUUGUACAUGUGUUGCCAAUGCCUCAUCCGAGUGAAAGCUAGUCGCUUAUAUACUACAUAUACUGGUGUUUCUACAAAGAAUUUACGUAAUAUUUAAAAAUAGCCGUUCUGAAGUACAAGGACGGCUCGUUAGAAGACAGCAAUGCUGUCAGUGGUGCCGACCAUGGGUGGAUGGCUGAUAUCUGGUAAUUAGUUGCUAAUUAACAAUCUAAUAUAUCUUACUUUUAGUUUCAGCAGACUCAUUGUAACCAGGAAAUUAA